Messenger RNA from Anopheles marshallii, 6579 nucleotides. RefSeq names its product protein abnormal spindle (gene asp). Lineage: Eukaryota; Metazoa; Arthropoda; Insecta; Diptera; Culicidae. The coding region runs from base 1 to 6579 and encodes 2192 amino acids. Gene Ontology annotation, cellular component: spindle pole. Gene Ontology annotation, molecular function: protein binding. The transcript is spliced from 6 exons. Gene Ontology annotation, biological process: mitotic cell cycle; spindle organization; establishment of meiotic spindle localization. The record is from RefSeq and is a predicted model, not a curated record.
AUGAGCGCGUUUGAGGUAACUUGCACGCCACCAAGAGCGAAAAGAGCACAAGAAUCACGGGAACCGACAGUGGUUCUUCUAGGGCCGUUCACACCGAAGGCUACCGUUGUGUUUGAAGGCGUACCUCUGGGAAAGAGCGCCCGCCGCUUGCUCAUUGUGCGGAAUACAAAUAAAACUUUAGUACAGGUAAAACUAUCCAGAGUUCCCGAUCCUGAGUGUGGGAUCAGUUUCGAGUGGACAGCGGCAGAUGUAGAGGCAGGCGCCGAGAAGACGUUAGAAGUUGUAUGGAAUCCGCAACAUUUAAUUGUGGGCAAGGAAGUGAUCGUACUCACCGAUAGCGUUGGCAACAAGAAAGACGUGCAAUUUGUACUAAAAACAGUCGAGUUAAAAUCGGUGGGACGAAAACCGGUCUCUAAAUCAUUUGUCGUCCCGAAGAAGUUAAAACUAAAAUCACCAUCUCCGCCGAAGGUGAAGCUGAAGCGCAACGUGCUAUCAAAGAAGACGAAAACAUCUCCAGGGAAACAAGGUUGGUCUGUGCCUACGUUUAUGAUAAACAGUGGAAUGGGUGCUAUCACAUCGAAAGUAACAACGACGAUGCAAGGGUCGAGCAACGCGGAACAUAGUUUGGAACAUAAUGACCUACAGGACCAAUACUGUACAAGUCCGACGAUAUCUGCUGGCAGGAAUAAUGUUGACAAGGAAAAUGUAAACCCGGCCACUCCCCUGAUUGGUGCUAGUGGAUUUGAUAUUAAAAAUCCGGUGACACCGAUUUCUGUGUUCGACAGCUAUCUUACUCACAUGGAAAAUCAACCGACACCAGAAUGUUAUAUAAAGGGGAUAGGACGCAGAGGGAUGGUUGAUUUUUCCGUGCGGAAGACUCUGGAAAUAUCUCCCAAAAUUCCGACAGUUAAACUAGCGACCGAUUAUGUGGCUCCGGAUAGGAUAUUAACUCAAACAACCGUUUUAAAGCAACGGACGCUUAGUCAAGAGCUGAAAGCAACACCACAGGAUCGUAAUGGAAAGUUUGAUCCUAGCUGCUUUUCUACAGUUACUAAAGCAACUACAGUAGACAAAACAUAUCUAAAGCCAUUUAUCGGGAGUCCCGCGACGGAGGAAAAUGAUGAUGCACAACAGCAAGCGAACGAUAAUCUUCAGCGACAUUUAACAUUUUCACCAGAACCCGAAUCAUUGAACGUCAACGGUCAAGAGCCGGCAGUAAACCGCAAGCCUAAUGAAACAUUAGAAUCACACAAAAUUAUUGAGCUUGACUCUCAUCGUGAGGAACUGUUGCCCAUCGAAGAACAUAUGAGUGUCAUCAACAAGACUCAUACGGUGGCCUAUGAUUCCAAUCCACAUCUUGCGAGCAUUGCGGAGGAAAAUAUGCCUGAACUUGGUGUAACAUUCGAUCGCCGCCUGGAGCGUCGUAACGGAUCAGUAUCAGAUGUUGCUGAGCUAUUGUCUUCACUACACAACCAGAAAACUUUUAUUGUAUCCGCGGAUGAAAGUGUGCGGUGCGCAUCAGUUGAAAACAUUGUCAAGAAUGUAACCAUCACAAUUACGGAUAAUGUUAGCCGUUGUUCGCUUCCAAAUCUGCAUGAAAAGAGCAGCAUUAGCAGCAAGAGCAAUCUGGAGGAAGACGACGUGGACAAGAUCUUUCAAGAGCAUGAAAUCCGAGCUCAAUCUAGUCGGUUUAAUUUGCACGAAGUUGGCCGGUUCAGCGAUGAGAUGGUUCUAGCUAAUACUGGCAAACGUGGCAUUGCAUCGGUUGGCGACGGAAAGGAAGAAAGGACAAUCAUGUUUGAAAAUGAAAUUUCUCCCCCAAAACGUCGGUGUCGCCCUACUACGGGUUCAGGCACAAUUUUCACCGAACAACAGCCUACCAAAACGGAACCUUCCGUUAGUCACACAUUUCGGAAACCUAUCGGAUAUAAGACAACGCACACUCGUAGUGUAACGCUGACCUCUUCAAGAAAUCUCAGUCUUAAGCGACCCGCAGUAUCUGCCGCUUUGCCUUCAAAAAGUGCUGAGAAACGUGUGUUUUUGUACGAUUCGGAUCGACAUUUGAAAACGCUCAUCAAUCCGGACCCGUUUGCGGCGACAACUACGUGCAACCCUUUCCUUACCGUGACAAUGUAUCUAGAUGAACAGGCGUUUGAACAGUACGAGCGACAGAUGAAAAAGUGGCUUAACGCCCUAGUCACGAUACCGGCCGAUUUGGACACGGAACCCAACAAACCGCUCGACGUGGGUAAGCUCUUUGAUGAGGUAAAAUCCAAAGAUCUUGCCCUUGCCCCCACCAAGGAGCUGAUCUCGUCAAAAUAUUACAAAAAUCGGUUGAACAGCUUACGCAGUGCAGGAAUUGCUCUGUACACUAGUGAGGAGAUAGCGGUUCCACUCCGUAAGGUGGCUGCACAGAUCGAGAAACAACUACUGUCGCUACGUAGCGAACGAAAGCUUCAUCUGGAUCUGGUACUGCAACGCUCGAUUCUAGAAUUACUGCUUUGCUUCAAUCCGUUAUGGCUGCGGCUCGGGUUGGAGGUUGUUUUUGGUGAACAGAUCGAGCUUCAAUCCAACAGAGACAUAGUAGGAUUGAGCACGUUUAUCAUACAUCGAUUAUUUCGGGACCGUUAUCUGGAAGCGCGUAACUCCAAGGCAUUCAGUCUUUCCAGUGCUUACGCCGACCAUAUGAAGAAAUUUACGCUGCGAAUGGUCUUAUUUUUAUUGUUUUUCCUCGACACGGCAAAACGGCGCAAACUGAUCAAACACAAUCCUUGCCUUUUUGUGCGCAAUGCACCGUACAAGGAGACACGAGAGAUUCUGGUACGAUUUUCAUCUGCAUUGGUAGCCGGAAUCGGUGACAUUACGAAGCACCUGAAGCGCGUGGGUUAUACGCUGUCGCAUAAGCAAUCUUUUCUGGACGAAUAUAACUAUGCGUUCGAGAAUCUAGCCUUAGAUCUGCGUGACGGUGUGCGACUGACUCGUGUGAUGGAGAUCAUUUUGCUGCGGGAAGAUUUAUCUGCAAGCCUGCGCGUCCCUCCAAUAUCGCGGCUACAAAAGAUACACAACAUUAAUUUAGCGCUGGGAGCGCUCGAGCAGGCCGAAUAUAAAAUUGCCGGUAAUAUAACUGCUAAGGACAUCUGUGACGGACACCGCGAACAGACGAUGUCACUACUGUGGCAGAUCGUGUACAAGUUUCGUGCGCCAAAAUUCAAUGCAGCCGCGACCGUCCUGCAGCGUUGGUGGCGCAUUAACUGGCUGAAGGUGGUUAUCUCACGCCGCAUCGAAGAAAAGCGACGCUUUAGAAGAGAAGUGGCCGCACGCACCAUUCAAACCGCGGUUCGCGGUUACUGUGUUCGCGUUUGGUAUGAGGCCUAUCGCCAGAAGAAACUGCGUGCUAUCAUAAUAAUCCAGCAGUUCACCAGACGAUAUCUAGCACAAAAACUGGCCGCCAAACGGUUUGCGGCAAUCGUACGCAUACAGCAAUGGUGGCGAUCGAUGAGAGAAAUGCGAUCAGCUCGCGAACGUUAUUUGUUGUGCAAAAAAUCCGCUAUCGUUGUACAAACGUCGUUUCGACGGUACGCACUGGGAAGGAAGCUUCUGGCGGCGUCCACCGUUAUCGGUACGAUUCGUGCCGAAGCAAAGCACCGUCACCUGCAGGCAACAAUAAUUCAGCGAUGCAUAAAAUCGUACGUAAUCCACCGUCGACUGCAUGCGAUCGUUAACGGUAUGAUAGUUUUCAUUCGAAAGAAAUGGUUACAACAUCGAUCUGCUGCAAAAAUCCAAUCUUUCCAACGAAUGCGAAUCGUUCGAAAAAAGUAUCAACUAACCCGUUCGGCUACUAUUUUUAUUCAGCGUCGUUGGCGCGAAUGUUUGGAAACACGACGACUGCGGAACCGAUUCUUAUUGAUGCGUGCUAGCGCCAUUAAACUCCAGAAUUAUUACCGUGGGUGGACGCAAAUGCAAAUGGAUUUGCAAGCAUAUACACACACGCGGGACCUGAUUGUGCAUGUGCAGCAUCGUUGGCGUGCUACCAUAGCAAUGCGAAAGGAACGGUUGGCCUACACCAAUCUUCGUCAAGCUGCGAUUAACGUACAACGAAAUUUCCGAGCACGGAAAGCGAUGAAAUUCGAAGUAGCCCGUUACCAAAUGUUACGCAGGAUAACCCUUACAUUGCAACGACGCUAUCGGGCCAACACGGAAAUGAUGGUACACCGUCAACAGUAUAUCGCUUUACGAGUUGCAACUGUUUGCAUUCAGAGAAGAUUCCGAGCUCGAUUAAGUAUUUGUGCGGCUCGCACAAACUAUGCAAAAAUCCGUUUAGCCAUCAUGACCAUACAGCGGCGUUAUAGGGCCACGGUCCUAAUGCGACAGCAAAGGGAUCAUUUCAAUGCUCUCCGACGAAACAGUAUCAAUGUGCAGAUGCGAUAUCGUGCCAUCCUUGCAGGUAGAGCUACGAAGCAUAGAUAUGAAACAUGGCGCAGAGCGACCAUUUUUAUUCAGCGCAAGUGGCGUGCUACAUUGCAGAUGCGGCAAGAUUGUGCUCAAUACUGCGUGCAACGCAGUGCGGCGAUCACUCUUCAACGGUCGUGGCGAGCUAUUCUGUUGAAACGGAAGAUACGGUAUGAUUAUUUGCGAUAUCGUGACGCGGCCACAAUCCUGCAACGGCGUUAUCGUGCUAUAGUACAGGGACGAUCGGUUCGUCAAGAGCUGGAGCAUCGACGUCGUGCGGCUAUUAUUAUUCAACAACGAUUACGUGCAUCACUGCAAAUGAAACGACAACGACAUCAAUACCUUCAUCUUCGUCAAGCAGCACUCAUACUGCAACAUCGGUUCCAAGCGAAUCGUGCCGGUUUGAUGCAGCGCAAACAAUAUACGGCCCUUAAACGGAGUGCCAUAGCGAUUUCCAACUGGUGGGCCGCUAUUUUAGCAAUGAGACAGCAGCGGUCCAUCUUUAUACAGCUUAAGUUUGCUACCACUGUAAUACAGCAACGAUAUCGAGCACAAAAAUCAAUGCAAGAAACAGUUCAGCGCUACCGGCACAUCCGUUCAGCGGUCGUACUCAUACAGCGAACAUAUCGUGCCCAACGAGCAAUGGAAAAAUGCCGCGGCCGGUUCUUGAAUCUGAAAAGUGCCUCGAUAGUGGUGCAAGAGUUCUAUCGUGGGUACAAAAAGAUGCAACAUGCUCGAACAGCCUUUCUGCGGUUACGGGAAACAGUCAUAUCGAUUCAGCGACGGUUCAGAGGAAAGUUGUUAAUGCGUCAAGCUGUUGCAGAUUAUGAACGGAUGCAGAAGGCAGCAGUAACAGUCCAGCGUUGGUUCCGCGGUCAUCGCGCAAUGGUAAUGGAACGAAAGCGAUUCAAUGCUCUCAAGCGUGCUGCUACGAUACUGCAGAAUCAUUACCGUGCCCGUCGGGAGAUGGUUCGCAAUGUGCAGGAGUACAAUCGAGUUUGCCAUUCGAUUAGAAUUCUUCAAACUCGCUGGCGAGCUACACUCAGCAUGCAUCGAGAACGUGAAAUAUACCGACGAACAAUAGUUGCCGCCAAGAUUAUUCAGAUUCGCUAUCGCGCUUACAGGAAACGAUUGGUUGAUGAGUUGAAUUAUCGCAUUUAUCGCAGUGCCGUAAUCGUUGUUCAAAGGCGAUACCGUGAAAAACUGGAAACUCGUUAUGAGCGGCAACGAUUCGAACAAAUUCGACGCACGGUGUACGGUUUGCAGACUCAUGCACGUGGUUUGCUUGCCCGACGAGCCUUCCGGGCGAUGCUAACUCCUGAGUAUUUGGAGCAGAAACGAUGGGAAAAGGCUGCACUACGAGUCCAGAGGUGGUGGCGUGGUGCCUACCAUCGGAAGCGCUAUCAGACGGCGAAAAUGCGCACAAUUGCUCAACAGAUGGUAGUGAGUCGCCGGGAGGCGCAACGAGAUCCUUCCAAUCGGCUUAGUAACGUAAGUCGGCUUUGCAUGCGCUUCUUGAAAACACGUUUUAGCUCGUCCGAAGCAAUUGGCAUCCUGCAGCGAUUAGAGCGCAUGUCACGACUGGUACCGCAUCUGCUGGUGGAGGAUGCCGUGUUUUUAGCGGUGUUCUGUUAUAACACAAUGGCCCAGGCCAUACGCUCCGAGGUGGAUAAAAUAUUGAUAGAAAUAUGUGCCCGCAUCAUAUUAAAUUUGGCACGCUUCGAAGGUACCAAGGAACAAGCAUUUCAAGAAAACGGCCUCGUCACGGUGUCACAAAUGUUGCUUCGCUGGUGUGAUAAAGAUUGUGCAAUAUUUAGCACUCUUUGCACUCUGCUAUGGGUUUUAGCUCACGAUGAUAAGAAGAAAAAUGCUAUUCGUCGUUAUAUGAUUUCGAAAGACGCCAUAUUUAUGUUGCGUGAAACAAAAAAGUUAGUACAACGCAAGGAAAAGAUGCGCAAGAAUGUUCAGCGUCCGGUGGGUUGUUUGGUCGCACCGAAUCCGCAGCUAAUGCGCACCGUACCUUCACUGGAGCCUGACUUUGGCGUCAACCGCACCAAACCAUAUAUAUUCUACUCAUCCGUAUUUGGGUUUGAGCGGGUUCUUCAGAUGUUAGAAGUGGAUCUUACAUAA